Molecule: messenger RNA, 859 nt
Organism: Plutella xylostella (diamondback moth)
Lineage: Eukaryota; Metazoa; Arthropoda; Insecta; Lepidoptera; Plutellidae
Product: pseudouridine-5'-phosphatase
Molecular function (GO): phosphatase activity
Source: RefSeq, a predicted model, not a curated record
UCGGGAUAAUAAAAGGCAAAGAGAAGACGUCUUCGUUGUUAUUCAAAUAAACCUUUAAAACAUUACAUUCCUUAAUUUAAAUCAAAAUGUCUUACAAUCCGGUAACCCAUGUUCUAUUUGAUAUGGAUGGACUUAUACUAAAUACGGAAGACUUAUACACUGUAGCAUUUCAGAACAUUUUAUCUCGCUAUGGAAAAGAAUACUCAUAUGAAUUGAAGCGGUCACUUAUGGGCAGCCAGUCACAUGAAACAGCUGAUAGGAUUAUCGAAGCUUUAAAUCUACCAAUGACCCGUGAAGAGUUUUUAGAGGAAAGCAAAAAACAGUUUGAGUUACUCUUUCCUGACACUAAAGUCUUACCAGGGGCCCAACGACUCAUAGAACAUCUUCACAAACAUAACAUUCCCAUUGGAUUAGCAACAAGUUCUAGUAUAGACAGUUACCACUUAAAAAUUGAUAGACAUCAUAAAGAACUGUUUUCACUUUUUCCGCAUAAGACAUUUGGAUCAUCAGAUCCAGCAGUGAAGAAGGGAAAACCACACCCAGAUAUAUUUCUCGUAGCUGCGUCGAAGUUUCCUGAUCAACCAAAACCUGAAAAGUGUCUGGUCUUUGAAGAUGCAGAAAAUGGCGUGAAAGCAGCUAAAGCAGCGGGCAUGCAAGUAGUCAUGGUGCCUAGUCCGAAACUUGAUGAGAUAUUUACCCGAGAAGCAACAUUAGCGAUAAAAAGUUUAGAAGACUUUAAGCCCGAAUUGUUUGGCCUGCCAGCCUUUGACUAAGCUGAUGAUUUAAACUUGUUGAUGCACCUAUGAGCGGUGUUAGUUAAGUCAUAUUUUUAUAGUUAUUAUAAUAUUUCUUUUUUUAA